Molecule: messenger RNA, 1419 nt
Organism: Spirometra erinaceieuropaei
Lineage: Eukaryota; Metazoa; Platyhelminthes; Cestoda; Diphyllobothriidea; Diphyllobothriidae
Source: the annotation of a GenBank genome assembly
AUGAGGGCAGGUUGGGACCGUGGUGGUGGUGGCGGUGGCGGUGAACGUACGGUAUGUGGGCUAACACAUGAAACGUCAACCUAAAUUAAAAAAAUGCGCUUUCCUGUCGAAAAGACUAUUUAAGUAGGGUUGUAAAACUAAUCAACCUACAGCAUUAUUCAGUAAUAAUUAAAUCACCUCAGGAUUCCGGCUUUUGAAUGAACUUCUUUCCGACUGCAUGCAAGAACUAUACUCUGCAAAACAUGGCUACUUAAGUAGCAUGCAAUUGUCUCAUUGAGUUUCGAUGCCCUUAAAGAUUCCAUUAUAUUUCAUGGAAAACAUGCAUAAAAAUAUUCAAUCUUUUGCUCAUUCAGUAGAAAAUCACGUCUCUUUCCAAUUUUAUACCCGAAGAAAGGGUAUAAUUCGAUUUUAUAAAACUUUUCUAAUUCCCGAAUAAGUUUGAACCCGAACUGCCGUUGCACUCGCAUUCAGGGUUCCCAAACUACAAGCCGCAUAAUUUCUGCGUACGGAAAACCAUGCAUUUCCCUACCUUAUUAAGAGGAGACCAUGUGGGGUUCAUAAAAUUAAGCAGUGGAUUUGAGCCACAUUGCUAACUUUACAAGCCACAUUAGUAAAUGCAGAGACAUGACGUUUUUAUGAAGGGCCAUUUCAGGGUAUUAAAAAAUCUCACAAUCAGAAACUUUUUUAAAACCGAAUUAAACCCUGUCUUCGAGUAUAAAAUUGAAAGAAGUCUUAAUUUUCUACCGAAUGAGCAAAAGAAUGAAUAUUUAUAUGCAUGUUUUCCAUGAAAUACAAUAGAAUAUUUAAGGGCAUCGAAAAUCAAUGGAAAAUGCAUGCUUCCUAGGUAGUCCUUUCUUAGGGAGUAUGGUUUUUGGAUGCAGCCGGAAAUAACUUCAUUCGAAAGCCGAAUUAUUAUGGAAUUAUGCUGCAUGCUGAUUAAUUUUACAACCCCUCUUAAUGAUCCCUUUCGACACGAAAAUGCAUUUCGGAAUUUCGGUUGACAUUUCAUGAGUUAGCCCACCUACUUUAAGUUCUGACUGUACGUAAACAGGUAUUUUCAGCCGCAUCAAGAACUCCGGGUGUGUGGCGCAGUUAGGUAGAGCCGAGUUCGAAUCACAUGGAAGGCGAGUUAACAAGGCCAGUCAUAACCGUUAAACACACAAGUUUAGACUGCCAAUUCCAUCAUGGGAGUCCUGCCCCUCUUUACGCCUCUAUGCUCCAUUCACCUUUCAGAUUGCCUACGCGUUGGCAAAACUAACUCCAAUAAGUCCGGAGUUUGCAUUUGGUCUCUUCAUUGCCGGUUGUGCCCCGGGCGGUGGCGCGUCAAACGUGUGGACACGACUUCUGGGCGGCGAUCUCGAUCUGAGCAUCACCAUGACGCUGAUCAGCUCUCUGGCUGCUCUGGGUAUGUUUACUUGA